Molecule: messenger RNA, 924 nt
Organism: Balearica regulorum gibbericeps (East African grey crowned-crane)
Lineage: Eukaryota; Metazoa; Chordata; Aves; Gruiformes; Gruidae
Source: RefSeq, a predicted model, not a curated record
AUGCCGGUUUCCGUAGGCAAAGCUCUGCGCAGCCCCGCGGGUUGGCUGGAGAAAGGCCCUUGCCCGUCACCUCCAGCCCCCGUCACCUCCAGCCCCCGGCACGGUGGUGCCUCGCGGGCGGUUUGCGCGUUGUGGGCACCGUCGCUCCGUGCUCGCCAAACCAGAGACGUGCCGUGUGUGAAGUUUUCAGAUCCCGAGGAGCGGCUGUCCGGAAGCGAGAGGGAGGAGGACGAGGACGACGUCGAGGCUGCCCUGAGGAAGGAGGUCGGCCAGAUCCGCGCCUCGACGGCGUUCCAGUCGGUGGAGAGCGGUGCCAACAACGUCGUCUUCAUCAGGACCCGGGGGAUAGAACCUGAGAACCUGGUGCACCACAUAUUAAAGGAUAUGCAUGCCACUAAAAAGAAGAAGACAAGAGUCAUUCUGCGCAUGCUGCCCAUUUCUGGAACUUGCAAGGCUUUUAUGGAGGAUAUGAAAAAAUACACGGAAACGUUUUUUGAGCCUUGGUUUAAAGCCCCUAAUAAGGGUACUUUUCAGAUUGUUUACAAAGCUCGUAAUAACAGUCAUAUGAGUAGAGAAGAAGUAAUUAAGGAAUUGGCAGGAAUUGUGGGCAGCCUCAAUCCAGAAAACAAAGUUGAUCUUAAUAACCCACAGUAUACAAUUGUGGUGGAAAUAAUAAAAAACGUCUGUUGCUUGAGUGUGGUGAAAGACUAUGUCCUGUUCAGAAAAUACAAUCUACAGGAGGUGGUGAAGAGCAACAAAGAUGACACACAACAAAACCCAUCAAGUCUGACAGAAGACCAGAACUUGAAGGUAGUAAAUCCAGAAACUGAGGAGGAGAAGAGCUCAAAAGAAGUAAACCAAGAGAACAAGAAUCAAGGUGAAAUAGAAGCUGAUCCCAAGGAGAAUGAUGCACUGACAGUGUAG